AUGCUCAUAGAAAACAACCCCAUCACCUAUCCACGCUCUUUCGGUUUCAAAUCCCCGUGCCCUAUCUGCGCCAACGGUUUCAGGCCACAAUGGGAAUUCGACCGUCAAUUCGCGCUGGAUAAAACUGGGAUGAGGAGUCCCAUUUUGGUUCCGCCACAACCGGACGCAAACAUACGUGUUGCAGUCCCCAAGGACCCUGCACUGGGCGUGAUUGGACGUCCUGGCUAUGGGGUUAACGAUUCACGUCUUCUCUACCCGCUACUAACGAACCCGCUACUAAUGAACCCACAUCGGUAUGGCUAUGAUGCACAGGGAGUCAGAGGGUCGUUGGCUGGGUAUGCUGUAAAUCCGCUAUGUUGGAAUAUGGUGUCGAGCCUUUUCAGAGAAGACGGUAUACAGAACCUGUCUUUGCUGUCUGGCAUCCUUAUGGAUAGAUAUAACUAUGUUGCGGGGCAUGGGGCUCCGACUCGAAAUAAUCCCAUCGAGAUGGCCAGGGUCCAGUUCUAUAUCAAAUCGGCCAGGAAAUAUCGCGAAGCAGCAGCGCAGACUCGCUUCGCUCUGAAGAGUAUUCAUGCUCAGGAACAUUUCCGAUUGUCAACUCUGCCGCAGGAGCUUCGAGUGCAUACUAUGGAAUACCUACGGUUUGAGGAUGUGUUUGCGUUGAAGAAGGCAGUUGGUUGGACUGCACCCUCGAUAUACUGGAAGGAGCGCGUAGACACCAUGAUGUUCUUUGAGGUGAAGAGCGUGCUGGGUCAUGAGGAUAUUGAUUGGCAUUUACUUGUCUGGAGGCUGUAA
Molecule: messenger RNA, 795 nt
Organism: Aspergillus affinis
Lineage: Eukaryota; Fungi; Ascomycota; Eurotiomycetes; Eurotiales; Aspergillaceae
Exons: 3
Coding region: 1-795 (264 amino acids)
Source: RefSeq, a predicted model, not a curated record